Clupea harengus (Atlantic herring) is the source of this 2276-nucleotide messenger RNA. RefSeq names its product heterogeneous nuclear ribonucleoprotein C b (gene hnrnpcb). Gene Ontology annotation, molecular function: RNA binding. Gene Ontology annotation, cellular component: nucleus. The record is from RefSeq and is a predicted model, not a curated record. Lineage: Eukaryota; Metazoa; Chordata; Actinopteri; Clupeiformes; Clupeidae.
GUCUCGAGCGGUUUCCGACGCCAUUUCAUAAACUGUGAAGAUAACAACUGAACAAAACCACUGUGGAUUGUGCCAUCGAGUAUUACAAGGGCGAAUUUUAAUCAUUUUUAGUCUUAAGCUCCUGUUUUUGAGGCAGCUAUUUUGAGCCACGACACUAAACAGUGACAGGCAGACGACCCCGCAGAAUCACAGAUACUAUGGAUCUCUCUCCCACCAGCAGCGCCCUGAUGGCCAGCAACGUGACCAACAAGACGGACCCGCGCUCGCUCAACUCGCGGGUCUUCAUCGGCAACCUCAACACCAUGCUGGUGACCAAGGCCGACGUGGAGGCCAUCUUCGCCAAGUAUGGCAAGAUCGUGGGCUGCUCCGUGCACAAGGGCUACGCCUUUGUGCAGUACGCCAAUGAGCGGAAUGCCCGUCAAGCCGUGGGCAGCGAAGAUGGCCGAAUGAUCGUCGGACAGGUGCUGGAUAUUAAUCUGGCAGGUGAACCAAAACCACACCGAUCGAAGACCAUCAAGCGCUCAGCUGGGGACAUGUACAGAGCCCCCGGGGAGAUGACUGAAUAUCGAUCGGAACAGUGGAAUUCCCCUUCAAGUUCACAAUGCUCCUCGUUUGAUCUUGACUAUGACUUCCAGAGGGAUUACUAUGACAGGAUGUACUCGUAUCCAUCCCGUGUGCCCCCGCCACCCCCUCCCCCCCUCUCGCGGGCGGUCAUCCCUUCCAAGAGGCCACGGGUCAGCCUGAGUGGGGGCGGCAGCCGGCGCACCAAGAGCAGCUUCUCUUCCAAGAGCAGCCAGCGCACAUCCAGGAACAGUAUGCAGUGCACUUCUUCACCACACUUAACAUCCAGGAACAUGCGAGUGGACGACCUGCAGACCAUCAAGAAGGAGCUGACGCAGAUCAAGCACAAGGUGGACUACCUGCUGGAGAGCCUGGAGCGCAUGGAGAGAGACCACAGCAAGAAGUCAGAGGGGAAGAGCACCAAGGAGGAGACCUCGUCUCUUCAGCACUCCACCCUGAAGAAGGAGCGCGACACCCCUGAGAUGAAUGACUACGAGGAGGAGGGAGACUUACUGGAGGAGGAGGAGAUCAAGAGUCGGGGGAGAGAAGAGGACGAUGAGGAGGAAGAGGAGGGGGAACAGGAGGAAGGAGAAGAUGAUGGAGACAGUGCCAGUGGAGAGCACUCUUAAACACACACUCACACACACACAAACACAGAUACCUACACAUAUAUACACACACUUAAACAUAUUACCUUGUAUAUAUGGCUGAAAUACAAAUACCCAGGCAUGCACGCCAACACAUCAACCUUUAAAACUAAGCAGACAACAUAACUCGACUCACUCACUCACAUAGCAUAGUGGUCUGCUUGCCAUUGGUACAGCUCCAGAUUGUGCUGCUAAUCACGACAUGUUUUGAAGGCAGCGCCUGAAGCGGGCUUACUUUUGGGAGGGAACGGUGUAAAUACACACACACAAUCACACAGUGACACAGAAGACUCUUCUGACCGCGGUCCACAUCUUUGUCUGUAUCCCAUUCGAUUCUGUUUUCUUUUUUGAAGGUAACAUUUCUGUUUGUUUAAUUGUUUGUUGAUGCUAGCACUCUAAGUUGCUCGGUGAGUUGAUGUCUUUAGGGGAAUUCUGGUUGGACUGGAAGAGCUCUGCGAGGAGGUUUCACACAUACCGUGUUCAGAGAAUUGACGUUGCACAUUCGCUUGGCGCCCUAUAGGGGGCAGUGUGAUCUUGAAUUUCACCCUGUGAAAAACCAUUCUGCUCAUGGUUGCGAGGAGAAUUUCUUUUGAAUGUGAAUGUGAAUGUGAGUGUGUGUGUGUGUGCGUGCAAGUGUGUUUGGCUGGCUGAGGAGUAAAUAACUGCGAUUUGAAAUUAGAGACAUUUAGAAAGGAAAGAAUAUGAGCCUCCUGGCUGUACAGAUUCUGUCUCAUUCUGGCAUGGUAUGGUCACACUAAGACACAACUGAGACCUCUAAGAGGAGUGACGAGGCUUGUGGCAUUGACAUUGCAGUGUUUCUCUUGCCGUUAUGUUUUUACAUGGUUUGUCUCUGUGUUUUGGGACUGUAUGUUGAAUUUAAAUAUUAAAAAAAAAAACAGAAAACAAAAUGCUGAAAUGUUUAUAGAAUUGUUUGUGAAAUUACAUUGAUUAUUAUUUAUUUAUUACAUACUAUUUGGGAUUUUAGGGUAUGUGAAGGGUGUUUAGCUUCCGACCAAGUGCAGUGCAAAAUAAAAAUAAAAAAACCUGAAAUGUAGGUUGACAAAAAAG